Messenger RNA from Scatophagus argus, 1856 nucleotides. Its product is annotated as GTPase IMAP family member 4-like. The transcript is spliced from 4 exons. Gene Ontology annotation, molecular function: GTP binding. Lineage: Eukaryota; Metazoa; Chordata; Actinopteri; Scatophagidae. Bases 135 to 1223 code for a protein of 362 amino acids. The record is from RefSeq and is a predicted model, not a curated record.
CUGAAGCGUCGGUUGUGUCGCAGCAGGAAAUUGAUGAGCUUUUAAGUGGAGUCACUGCUGUGCCUGCACUGUCAGCCUCAUGUGCGGCUCCUCUGGCUGAAUCGUCUCUUGUGGGCUAACAGCAGAGUGUCAGUAUGGCUGAAGCACCUGCAUCAGGACUCAGAGCUGAAGGAUCCAGAUGCUUCACAAAGGACAUGUUCACCAGGGCUCAGAUGGAGAAGGUUUCAGGACUUAAAGCUGAACUGCAGGGUGUGAAACGGAGGAGUGAGACACAAAGUGAUGAUGGGAAUCAGAGCAGAGAGAGUCUCAGGAUGGUGCUGAUUGGGAAGACUGGCAGUGGGAAGAGCUCUUCAGGAAACACCAUUCUGGGAAGAAAGGAGUUUAAGGCUGAAUUAAGUCAAACAUCAGUCACCAGACGUUGUCAGAAAGCACUUGGUGAGGUGGACGGUCGUCCAGUCUCUGUGGUCGACACUCCUGGUUUGUUUGACACAACUUUGUCUCAUGAACAAGUGAAUGAUGAGAUGGUGGAGUGCGUCAGUCUUCUGGCUCCUGGACCACACGUCUUCCUGUUGGUGUUCAAUAUUCAGGCAAGAUUUACACAAGAGGAGAAGGAGACUUUAACAAAAAUCAGGGAAGGCUUUGGGAAGAAUUCUGAGAAGUUCACCAUCGCUCUGUUAACUGGAGGAGAUAACCUGGAGGCUGAUGGGGUAUCAGUUGAAGAAUACGUUAAAAACAAAUGUGAUGAAUCAUUUAAGAAAGUGAUUGAUGACUGUGGAGGAAGAUACCAUGUGUUUAAUAACCGCACAAACAACAACACACAAGUCAGAGAGCUGAUAGCCAAGAUUGACUCCAUGGUGAAGGAAAAUGGAGGCAGCUGCUACACUAAUGACAUGCUACAGGAGGCGGAGGCAGCAAUAAGGAAAGAAAUGGAGAAGAUCCUGAAGGAGAAGGAGGAAGAGAUGAAGAAAGAGAUGGAGGAGCGUCAAAGAAAACAUGAUGAAGAAAUGAAAGCAAUGGAAAGAAGAAUAGAGGAACAGAGAGAAGAAGAUCAAAAGGAGAGAAAACUGAGAGAAAAACAACUUAAAGAAAUGGAGGAGAAGUUUACUAGAACAAUGGAGAACAUGAUGAAGAAACACGAAGAGGACGCCAGAAGGAAAGCUGAAGAGUUUAAUAAAUUUAAACAGGAAAACAAAAAGAAACGACACAAGUGUUCCAUUUCAUGAGGAGAUUUGUUUUCUAACUUCAGCACAGAGCAGUUUGAGUGUCGGCUUCAUUUGGUUAACUGAAAAGAAGGAAAGAUUUCACUGUAGUGUUUUGCAGUGGACUAACUUGUAAUCAAACCAAAGCCACAGAAACACCUCAGACUGUCAGGUGUUCCAGUCAGCAGCCUCUUCAACAUCAAACUGUUCGUAACCACAGCAACAGUACUGACGCUUCAGGCUUUAGCAGUUAGCACAAACUAUAAGGCUGUUCCAUAACUACAACAAAGACCACAUGUAGUUAUUAAGUAUGUAAUUCCUUUAUUGUUGUUUUCUUUUCUCUUAAUGAAAAACGUGAUGAUGAUGAUGAUGAUGAUGAUGAUGAUGAUGAUGAUCUUUGUUUUCUUCUGAAUCUGAGACAAAAUGUGAUGUUUGUGUUGUGAGUUAAAUGUUUUGAUGUGUUUUUUUCUGUUUUCUGUGCAGAUCACAAAUAUCAGAGCAAAUGUUAAAUAUUAAACAUGUUAAACCACUCAUGAUGAUGACACAGAUCGACAUUAUAGACAGGGAAUAAUUCAGAUGGAUCUUCAGUCUUAUGUUCUGUAUUUGAUCUUUGGGUCCUUUAUCAUUCUAAAAGAUGAAUAAAGUGUUUUACUGCUG